Messenger RNA from Homalodisca vitripennis (glassy-winged sharpshooter), 521 nucleotides. RefSeq lists its product as uncharacterized. The record is from RefSeq and is a predicted model, not a curated record. The transcript has 3 exons. The coding region runs from base 63 to 287 and encodes 74 amino acids. Lineage: Eukaryota; Metazoa; Arthropoda; Insecta; Hemiptera; Cicadellidae.
GGGAUAAUAGCUCAUAUGCAAGCCUGUUUUCGGUAGUCUAACCUUACAAUAUAGUUCUCAAUAUGUUAUUGUUGCUAUGUUUAUGUGUUGGAUUGAUUCUUCCCGUAUCCAUCUCACAGGUGUAUAACUGUAGACCAGGUACGAGUCCUGCCUCCAACCCCUACAUAACAUUGAUACCAAUCCGCCCACCUGGUUGUAGGGCAUGCCCUCCUGCCGACUGUAGGACUCUGCCUCCCAUAGUCUGGGGCUUUGUGGCUGUGCUCUCCCUUUCGAUCGUGUUCCUAUAACGUGUCCCGCCAACAUGUUAUGUCCGCCUCCGUCUCCUCUGCUAUGCCACGACUACAACUAUCUCAUGAACUGCUGUUGUUGACAUUGGGGAUUUCUUUUAGUACACUAUAAUUCUUGGAAAUAAUUACAGCUAUUUUCAAUAAUUUUCUUCUUUUCAAUAAUUUAUUUGAUGAAAAUUUACUUUACUAAAUAAUAAAAUGUGGACAAUAUUUCAUCUAAAUAUAUCUUAUACA